AAUGGUAAACAACCAAUCGAUAAGCCGAAGUUUAUACUUUGUCUAACAUUUGCUGAAAAUGGUGAUCUGCUGACUGGUGAUUCUGCUGGAAAUAUUAUUGCAUGGAAACGAGGUACAAAUACAGUGAAUCAAAUAUGUCAAGGUGUACAUGAAGGCGGUAUAUUUUCAUUAUGUUUAACAAGUAAUGGACAUCUUAUAUCUGGUGGUGGAAAAGAUCGUCGUUUAGUAUUCUUUGAUGCAGCUCUUAAUCCAACUGGUCAUACUGAAGAAUUAACUGAAUUAUAUGGUGCUGUAAGAACUAUUACACAAGGUCCUGGAGAAUUAUUAAUUAUUGGCACAACAAAGAAUAUGAUACUACAGGCUGGUCCUGGUAUGGAAAUAAGUCCUUUAAUGUUUGGUCAUUCUGAAGAAUUUUGGAGUCUUGCUAAACAUCCACAAGCUCAUCAAUUUUUAACUGGUGGACGUGAUCAUUUAGUUAUUCUAUGGGAUUCAUUAUCAAAACAAGCUAUAUGGUCAAAAGAAUUCACUGAUGCUAUACAUUGUGCUGCAUUCUAUCCACUUCAAUCACAUUUAAUAACAAAUGGGACUAUGAGUCCAGUUAAUAAUGAUAAUAAUAUAAUUGAUGAAACAAAUAAUUUAGAUUUUAAUGUAUCAAUGAUGAAUUCACAUGAUUUAUUAGUAGUAUUAGGCACAAGUACAGGACGUUGGUUAGUAUUCAAUUGUUUAAAACAAGAAAUAAUUGCUGCGCAUUCUGAUGGACUUGGUGAACAGAUCGAAUGUGUUGCAUAUUCACCUG
This is a messenger RNA of Schistosoma spindalis, 796 nucleotides long. NCBI's taxonomy places the organism in Eukaryota, Metazoa, Platyhelminthes, Trematoda, Strigeidida, Schistosomatidae. The record is from the annotation of a GenBank genome assembly.